AUGACCGGCGAAUCAGAGAAGGGCAGAGAUGGAGGUAAACGGGAGAGAUACCCUGCUGGGGUGGUUCAGACUAACAGGUUCUUCACAGGCGGCGACGGUGAACCAGAAACUGCGACAGAGGAAUCGACGCAGCAACCGACAACACCGGAGCCGACGGAUGAUGCUCCAGCUGAUGCUCCAGCUGAUGCUGCUGGUGAUGAUCCAACCGGGACAACAGAAGAAACUAAGCCUGAAGCGCCAAAGGAAGGAUCCGUCGACGCACCAACAGAAGAGGCAGCUGCCGAUUCACCGGGAGAUGGCGAGUCGCACGAUUCACAAGCAGCUACAGCCGUCGAGUCAAGUGAAGGCGACAGGCAUCCGGAACUCGAGACUGUCGUCGAAAUCGUCGAGAAGAUGCAGGCUGACGACGCGCCUCCGGAAGAGAUCACUGAAGUACUAGAACAGGCCAUGUCGGACGUUGGAGCUGGACCUGAUUCCCCAGCGCCCGAUGAAGAGCCAUCCCCAACGGAAGCAGAAGAGGCCGCCGAAGCCUCGUUAGACCCGAUGACUGAGGAGACUGGUUCGACGGAAGAAAGCACUACAGAGGGAUCCGUACCAGAUAAAGAAGACGAGCCUCAGGCGGAUGCAGAGCAAGCCGAGCCCUCCACGAACAGUACCGAAGCUGAUGCCGCCCCAACAGACGCAACCGAAGCAGAACCGCUUGAGUCUUCUCCCAUUGACCCAGCUGUUGAGGAGGACAAGGAUAGAGCCUCGGAUGAGCCUCCAGCUGAACAGUCAGCUGAAGAGGCUAAAGCGGAGGACGACGACCCCUCAGAUGACAAGCCAGAUGGGCCCCUCGAGGAUAUAUCUCCACAAGGAAAUGAAACUGAAGCGGUGCCAGCAACAGAAGACGCUGGCCCAGGGGAAGAUGGCCCUGGCGAUGACGCACCUGCUGUCGAAGCCGUCGCAGCAGACGAGACACCUGCUGAUGAGCAGGCCGAUGAAGCCGCCGUCGGCACUCCGGAAGAACCCCAGGCCGAGACAACGCAACCCGAACAGGCAGAUCCUCGGGCGGACGAUGGGGCUGAUGGGGAAGCCGACGCUUCUAAAGAAGCGGAGGAGCAGCCGGCGGAUACAGAUGCUCCCGCAGAGGAUGAGGCGACAAAGGAGGCUGAGGAACCUCCAGCUGAUGCUGCAGAUCAACCAGUAGAUGCACCAUCUGCUGCCGAGGACUCCGUUCCACCGGCCGAGGAGAAUAACGAGUCUCCAGAAGCAGCUGCGGAGGGGGAUACGUCCGAGUCGACUGAAGACGCGGGAGCGUCUGUUGAAGCCGCUUCUGACGAGGCUGCCACUAUGGGUCCGCCUUCAGAAGAAGCACCGUCAGAGGAAGCACCGUCAGAGGAAGCACCGUCAGAGGAAGCACCGUCAGAGGAAGCACCGUCAGAGGAAGCACCGUCAGCGGAAGCAUCAGCUGAAGGGUCGGCGGCUGAAGCGGUGGCCGCCGAAGAAGCCGCCGUUGCAGGAACAGCUACCGAAGAGCCAACUCCUAAAGAAGCGCCCGGCGAAGAAGGUGCCCCCGAAGAAGAAGCUGCCCCCGAAGAAGCUGCCCCCGAAGAAGCUGCCCCCGAAGAAGCUGCCCCCGAAGGAGUUGCUACCGGGCCAGAAGCUCCUGCAGAAGAAGCACCUCCGGCCGAGGAAGAAGCUGCUACCACUGAAGAACCCGCCGCCGAUGAGGCUUCUCCCACCGAAGAAGCGCCUGACGUCGAUGAGGCUCCUCCCACCGAAGAAGUGCCUGGCACCGAUGAGGCGGUUGUCGAAGAGGCUCCUGCUGAAGAUGCGCCCACCAAUGAAGUGGCCCCUGAAGAAGCUCCGGCUGACGAGGAACCUACAAAGGAAGAAGCGGCUCCAGAUGAUGCUGCACCUGCGAACGAGUCAGCUCCACCGGCAGAGGAUGCCACGGCAGAGGAAUAUGCUCCACCUACUGAUGAAACUCCGGUCCCUCCUGAAGAAGCGCCUGCGGCUCCUGAAGAUGGCCCCACAAGCGAGGAACCGGAAGCAUCCAGGGAUAUAGAGGGAGAACCGGAAUCAACGCUGCCGAUCGAAGGGGCAGCCGCCGCCGCAGCUGUUGGCGCAGCGGCGGCCCUUGUGGCAACGGAGGUGUCGAGGGACAAGAGAGAAAGGCGGCGGAAACACCACGACGAGAAGCGAGAACGGUAUCCGAAGGACCCAUUGAAUGGGCACAGGGCUAGACUUGAACGCGAUAGGCGUGAAGCUGGUCUCUUCGAUAGUGCGUUCGCUCGAGAGAUUACCAAAGCAAAGGAGAAAGAGAACAGUCGCCAGGAAUCUGCUGAGUACAAGGAAAAAGAACGCGAGAGAGAUGAAGAGAGGAAGGCCAGAAGAGAGCGACACGCGGCUAAAGAAGCUGGUUCCCGCAAAAGGCAGGAGGCAGAGGACGCAGCAAGAAAGGAGGAGCAACGCGAACGUCGUGAAAAAGCCGAAGCGGCUGCUGAAGAAGAGGGGAGGCGUAGGCGACGCCGAGAAAAGGAGAGGCAAAAGCUUGCCGAGGACGGUCACCGCAAGACAGAAAUCGUCCAUGAAGACAGACGGAAAGGCAAAGAGAAAGAUGUGACUCUCGAGUCGCCUCACGAUACAGCAACCGAUGUUCCCCGCGAGCCGAAAAGGAAACCGAGGCAACCAAGUUUUACAGGUUCUGGAAGUGGCGGCAGCUCCUCUGGAGGAACGGCAAUUCCUAGUAUCCUGAAGAGAAUGGGCACUGGUGAAAGCGAUACCGGGCAUCUUCUCAUGUUCAAGGUGAACGACCCCGAUACCCCCAAGGACAAACACCGAGACAAGGAGCGAAGCCGCAACGGAGACCAUCGCGAAAACAGGUACCACAAAGAGCACGGCAGCAAGCGUCAAGAUUCGGAGGAUCGACCAAGGGCCUCCAGGCAUUCCAGCUCGAGAAGUGACAGACUCUACCACAGUGAGUCAAAACCUGCUACGAAAUUGGGAUUCAUUGGCAGGGCCAUCAGCACGCUCGCAGAGCAUACGAGUAUUAGGGAGAUUUGGCGCCCAGAAAGAGUCGGUGCUUGA
Messenger RNA from Cladophialophora yegresii CBS 114405, 3072 nucleotides. RefSeq lists its product as uncharacterized. Lineage: Eukaryota; Fungi; Ascomycota; Eurotiomycetes; Chaetothyriales; Herpotrichiellaceae. The record is from RefSeq and is a predicted model, not a curated record. Bases 1 to 3072 code for a protein of 1023 amino acids. The transcript is spliced from 3 exons.